Thunnus maccoyii (southern bluefin tuna) is the source of this 2226-nucleotide messenger RNA. RefSeq names its product sequestosome 1 (gene sqstm1). Gene Ontology annotation, molecular function: zinc ion binding; K63-linked polyubiquitin modification-dependent protein binding; protein kinase C binding. The record is from RefSeq and is a predicted model, not a curated record. NCBI's taxonomy places the organism in Eukaryota, Metazoa, Chordata, Actinopteri, Scombriformes, Scombridae. The transcript has 8 exons. Bases 578 to 1960 code for a protein of 460 amino acids. Gene Ontology annotation, cellular component: amphisome; aggresome. Gene Ontology annotation, biological process: mitophagy; endosome organization; aggrephagy.
UUAUUGAUGAUGUUUAUCUGUUAAAUAAAUAAUUCAACAUUAUUUAUCCCUUCAGAGCUGAAUUAGUCUCAUAACGAUGACAGUUAUUAUUGAUGCGGUUGAACCUGAUUGGUCAGGUGACUCAGCGGGGAAAUCCCCUCAUUGGAAAGUGCUUAGUCAUUCCUCGGCCUCUCAUUGGUCCUUUGGGCCGAACUCCACGGACUGACCAAUGGGAGGACACGUCAAUAUUUACUUCUCGGGACGACGAUGACGUUUAUCGCGGAAGUAAACAUAAAGGAGGCUGAGAGGAUUUAACACUGCGUCACAAAGUUUGGAGUCUGGAAUCUGGAUCAGCAGAGCGGCCAGCAGCAGUCCGUGUGUCCGGAGUCUGGUUCACUGAGAGCGGCCAGCAGCAGUCCGUGUGUCCGGAGUGUGGUUCACUGAGAGCGGCCAGCAGCAGUCCGUGUGUCCGGAGUCUGGUUCACUGAGAGCGGCCAGCAGCAGUCCGUGUGUCCGGAGUCUGGUUCACUGAGAGCGGCCAGCAGCAGUCCGUGUGUCCGGAGUGUGGUUGAGGUCAGAGGCCGGGUAUCUCUGCAGCAUGUCGGUGACGGUGAAGGCCUACCUGCUGGGGAAGGAUGAGGCGGUGAAGGAGAUCCGGAGGUUCGCGGUGGAUCAGGACGUUUCCUGCAGCUUCGAGUAUCUGAGCAAGAAAACCGGAUCAGUCUUCAACAAUCUGAAGAAUUCCGCGUUCAACAUGUUUUACAGAGAUGAAGAUGGAGACCUGGUGGCGUUUUCGUCUGAUGACGAGCUGAUGAUGGGUCUGGCCUGCAUGAAGGACGACACCUUCCGUCUCUUCAUCAAAGAGAAGAAGGAGCACCGUCGGGACUUUCCUCUUCACGCCUUCCCCCCUUUCACCUUCAUCCCCCCUCCUCCUCCCCCUGGAGCUCCUCAUGCCCCGCCCCCUCACUUGGCCCCGCCCCCCACCCUCCACCCGAACGUCACCUGUGACGGCUGCGACGGCGCCGUGGUGGGAACUCGCUUCAAGUGUUCGGUGUGUCCGAACUAUGACCUGUGCUCCGCCUGCCAGGCACGAGGGACGCACACUGAGCAUGCUCUGUUGCCCAUCUGGCACCCACUGCAGCAGUGGUUUCCUCGGGGGAAAUGGAUGAAGAGGAUGAGACACUGCGUCUGGAACCAGAACCUGAACCAGACUCAGGAUCAGAACCUGAACCAGGACCAGGCUCAAGACCAGCACCAGGACCAGGAGCGGCCUGGAACGUCCAGCAGUGCCCCCUCUGCCUCUCAGGACAACGUGGACUUCCUGAAGAACAUUGGAGAGGGUGUGGCGGCCAUGUUGAGCCCACUGGGUAUCGACGUGGACAUUGAUGUGGAGCAUGAGGGUCAGAGGACCAAGGUGACUCCGCCCCCUCAGAGCAGGGGGGCAGAGGGUGACGUAGCGAUGGGUGGGGCCAGUGGUGAGGACGAAGCCAACGGUGGGGGCGGAGCCAAUGAGGGCGGGGCCAAUGAGGGUGGAGCCAAUGAGGGCGGGGCCAAUGAGGGUGGAGCCAGUGAGGGCGGAGCCAGUGAGGGCGGAGCCAGUGAGGGCGGAGUCAGUGAGGGCGGAGCCAAUGACGGGGCAAAGGUGAGCAGAGACUCUGAUGACGAGUGGACUCACCUGAGCUCCAGAGAGGUCGACCCGUCUACAGGAGAGCUGCAGUCCCUGCAGGACCGGGACCCGAACCGGGACCGGGGUCCUCCGGCCCAGCGGGGUCCUUCGGGGCUGAGAGAGGCGGCUCUGUAUCCUCACCUGCCUCAAGAGGCCGACCCCCGGCUGGUGGAGUCCUUGUCCCUCAUGCUGUCGAUGGGCUUCACCGACGAAGGCGGCUGGCUGACUCGUCUCCUUCAGGCCAAAAACUUCGACAUCGGCGCCGCGCUCGACGCCAUCCAGUACGCCAAACAGCCCCGCCCACAGCAGCCGUGAUGAUGUCAUCACUGAUGACGUCAUCACUGACAGGCGGGAGGCGGGGCUUCUGUCUCUAAUCAUUUAUACUGAACCAAUGAAAUGAUUUUACUGCAGUCACAUGUUUGUUCUGUUCAUCAAUACUUUAACUCACAGAUCAAUAACUGCUCAUUGAUCACACAGAUCAAUAACUGCUCAUUGAUCACACAGAUCAAUAACUGCUCAUUGAUUACUGUUCUGAUGCUUUAUUCUCGUUGUUAAUCUGAUCAAUAAAAACAUGAAGUGAA